Messenger RNA from Tupaia belangeri chinensis (Chinese tree shrew), 1957 nucleotides. RefSeq names its product HAUS augmin like complex subunit 5 (gene HAUS5). Gene Ontology annotation, cellular component: centrosome; HAUS complex. Lineage: Eukaryota; Metazoa; Chordata; Mammalia; Scandentia; Tupaiidae. Bases 40 to 1938 code for a protein of 632 amino acids. The record is from RefSeq and is a predicted model, not a curated record. The transcript has 19 exons. Gene Ontology annotation, biological process: spindle assembly; centrosome cycle.
GUUAGUGCAGGAGGCGGCGGCCGCAGCCGGGGCGCUGUCAUGGAGUUAGUGCCUGAAGCGCGGGAACUGGGUUGCUGGGCGGCGGAAGAGAUGGGGGUCCCCGCAGCAGCCCGGGCCCCGGAAUCGACGCUGCACAGGCUGUGUCUGGGCCAAGGGACUGACAUCUGGGCUUACGUCUUGCAGCAUGUGCACAGUCAGAGGACUGUCAAGAAGAUCCGGGGAAACCUCCUCUGGUAUGACCACCAGGACAGUCCAGAGGUCCGUCGGAAGUUGGAGCUGAAAGCCGCUGUGGCCCGCCUACGGGCAGAGAUCCAGGAGUUAGACCAGAGCCUGGAGCUGAUGGACCGAGAGGCUGAGGCUCAGGACGUGGCCAUGGAGCAGACGCUGCAGAGCAUGCGAGACACCAAGUGUCGAGCCCUCCUCCUCCGGGCCCGAGCUGGAGCUAUGAGAAGACAGCAGCACGGUCUCCGAGAUCCCACGCAGCGGCUGCAGAAUCAGCUCAGGCGCCUGCAGGACUUAGAGAGAAAGGCCAAAGUGGAUGUGACCUUUGGACCUCUGGCAGCAUCCCUGGGCCUGGAGCCUGCGAUCCUGCUUGAUGUUCGAACAGCCUGUUCCCUCCGGGCCCAGUUCCUGCAGAACCUCUUGACUCCCCAGGCCAAGGGAGGCAGCAUUCUAACUCCUCACAGUGACCACUUUGGAACCUCCUACCAGCAGUGGCUGAGCUCAGUGGAGACACUGCUGACAAACCACCCCCCGGGCCACAUCCUGGCUGCCCUGGAGCACCUGGCUGCAGAGCGGGAAGCAGAGAUCCGUUCCCUGUGCAGUGGAGAUGGGCUCGGAGAUGUGGAGACAUCCAGGCCCCAGGCCCCAGACCAGUCUGACUCCAGCCAGACCCUGCCAUCCAUGGUGCAGCUCAUCCAGGAGGGCUGGCAGGCCGUGGGUGCGCUGGUCACCCAGAGGGGCACCCUCCUGAAGGAGCAUCAAGUCCUGACCCAGCGCCUCCAGGGCCUGGUAGAGGAGGUGGAGAGACGUGCCCUGGGACCCAGUGAGAGGCAGUCACUGAUGCUGGGGCUCCGGGCCUGUGGCCUAUGGGCAGAGCUCAAGGCCCUGCGUGCACAGAGCCAGGAGCUGGAGGAUGCAGCUGGCCACCGCCAGCUUCUGCUGAGGGAGCUGCAGGCCAAACAGCAGCGGAUCCUACACUGGCGCCAGCUGGUGGAGGAAACACAGGAACAGGUCCGCCUGCUCAUCAAAGGAAACUCAGCCAGCAAGACUCGCCUAAGCCGGAGCCCUGGGGAGGUGCUGGCUCUGCUUCAGCGGAAGGUGGUCCCCACCUCAGAGGCCGUGGCACCACAGAGCCAGGAGCUGCUUCGCAGUCUGGAAGAGGAAGCCCGGCAUCUGCCCCACCUUCCCCUGGGUGCCCUACUGCGGCACAGCCCUGAAGGGUUGAAGCCUCUGCCCACAGUCCUACCGUCCAUCCACCAGCUGCACCCCACAGCCCCGAGGGGUUCCAGCCUCAUAGAGCUGAGUCACAUGCUAGGGCUGCCCGCAGGGAAGGCACCAGAGCUGCUCCUCCCAGCAGCUGCCUCUCUUCGCCAGGACCUUCUGUUCCUCCAGGACCAGCAGAGUCUCCGGUGCUAUGAUCUGCUCCACAUGAAGACGAGCCUGCCGCCAGGACCGUCUACCCAGGAGCUGCUGCAGAUCCAGGCAUCCCAGGAAAAGGAGCAGAAAGAGAGUCUGGGGCAAGCUCUGACGAGGCUGGAGAACCUGCUGAAACAGGCGCUGGAGCGGAUCCCUGAGCUGCAGGGAGUCGUGGGGGACUGGUGGGAGCAGCCAGGCCAAGCCGCUCUCUCUGGCGAGUUCCGCCAGGGCCUGUCUCUAUCCCAGUGGCAGCUGCGCUGGGUCCAGGCCCAAGGAGCCCUGCAGCAGCUAUGCAAAUAAAGAAGAAUCCCAAACGGGA